Pygocentrus nattereri (red-bellied piranha) is the source of this 3458-nucleotide messenger RNA. It is a transcript of the gene atg4da, whose product is annotated as autophagy related 4D, cysteine peptidase a. The record is from RefSeq and is a predicted model, not a curated record. NCBI's taxonomy places the organism in Eukaryota, Metazoa, Chordata, Actinopteri, Characiformes, Serrasalmidae. The transcript has 10 exons. Gene Ontology annotation, molecular function: protein-phosphatidylethanolamide deconjugating activity. Bases 1 to 1476 code for a protein of 491 amino acids.
AUGAACUCAGUCUCUCCGAGCGCCGCUCAGUAUGUGGGCAGCGGGACGCUGCCGUCCACCUCGGAGCAGGUUCUGGAGCCCAGGAGCCAUUUUGGCCAUGCGUUGCUCGCUGACAGCAACAAAGAGAGUUCUGGAGAGCCGGACGAAGUGGAUCGCCUGAAACUGAAGCUAAUGUCAGCCUGGAACAAUGUCAAAUACGGAUGGUCAGUGAAGACCAAAACCGUCUUUAACAAAACAUCCCCUCUGAUCCUAAUGGGCCAGUCCUACUUGCUCAGCAGUGAAGACGAGGUGGAGCGUUUUCGGCUAGCGUUUGGCUCUCGCGUCUGGCUAACCUACAGGAAGGAGUUUCCUCAGCUGGAGGGAUCAAGCUUGACUUCAGACUGUGGCUGGGGCUGCAUGCUGCGCAGUGGUCAGAUGCUGCUGGCCCAGGGCCUGGUGGUCCACUUCCUGCCUUUAGACUGGCGAUGGCCAGAAUGUCCUCAGUUGACCGAUGUGGAUUUCGAGGUGCUGAGGCCGCGCUCCCCAUCCCGCACUGCUGCCAUCUCCAUCCCCUCCUUCAGCUCGUCCUGGGGCACCGGCAUGACCCAAAAGCAGCCGUCCAGUAUAGCUAGUGAGGGGCUGAAACGAGCUCAGUCAGGUCGUCUCCAGUCAGGACGGGAGCCACAGGCUGAGGGGCUUCACCGGAGGGUGGUCUCCUGGUUCGGGGAUCAGCCUUCUGCGCCGUUCGGGGUGCACCGGCUAGUGGAGCUGGGUAAAGAGUCGGGGAAGAGGGCAGGGGAUUGGUACGGACCCUCACUCGUCGCGCACAUACUGCGGAAAGCAGUGGCCAGAAGCUCAGAGGUGCAGAAUUUAACUUUAUACGUGGCUCAGGACUGCACAGUGUACAAAGAGGAUGUGAUUAGGCUGUGUGAUCAGAGGGUGUUGGACUCCAGCAGCCGUUCAGACUGGAAAUCUGUGAUUAUCCUGGUGCCGGUGCGGCUCGGAGGAGAGACACUCAACCCUUCCUACAUCGAAUGUGUAAAGAAUAUUCUGAGGUUGGAUUGCUGUAUCGGGAUCAUCGGAGGGAAACCCAAACACUCACUCUUCUUCAUUGGCUUUCAAGAUGAGCAGCUAUUAUAUUUAGACCCACACUACUGUCAGCCUGUGGUGGACGUCACACAAGGCAGCUUCUCACUGGAGUCAUUUCACUGUAACUCUCCCAGGAAGAUGAACUUUAACAGAAUGGAUCCCAGUUGUACCAUCGGCUUCUACGCUCGCAGUAAAAAAGACUUUGAGUCUCUGUGCUCAGCAGUCAGUGUGGCGCUGUCGUCGAAGGAGCGCUACCCCAUCUUCACGUUUGUGGAGGGCAGAGGGCAGGACUACGGGCUGGACAGCUACAGUGGAGGGAGCACAGACGCAUCCACGCAUAUUAUCCCUACUGGUGGACUCAAUGGGAACAAAAAGAGGGGCAGCGCUGACGAGUUUGUUUUUCUGUGAGGAAGAAGCUAUGUGUGUAUCACCACCCUCUGCUCUCCAUGACGUUUUUGGACUGCUAUACCUCUAAAAGGAACAAACCAGUGCUGUUCAGUCUAAUCCGUCUCUAACUUGUAUGGCUGAUUACCACAGACAGUAAUGCAGAACCUGAGCUAAACCACUGAGCAGUUGUGCUGGAUAUCCAUGGAUAAAUAUUUGAAAUAUGUGCCUAUGCAGUGCGAGUGUACGAUUGGAUGUGUUACGAUAAAACAGUGCAGUUUUUAGGAUCAGUCAGGCAUGAGAGAACGUCUCACCAACGUUUAUUUCAACUGUUCAACAUUCAACUGUUGCAGCAACACUAAAAAAAGAAGGUCCAGGAACUUUUGCUUUCCAUGUGGUUUUCUAGUAUCUGUUGCGAGCCUGUGGAAACUCCCACAGCACUACAGUGACAACAUGGUGGAAAUCAGAAAAACUAGCUCCAACUCUGAAAGAAUAGAUGAUAGAGAUUUAUAGCUACGUUUACAAAUACCUUUGACUGACGGAUUUUUAUACAUCGCUGUCAGAAGAAUCCAUCUCCAAAAUAGUAACUUUUACAGGAGAAGGAAAAACUUUUACAAUAAAAGUAAAAAAAAAAAAAGUCAGUGGAAACAGACACCCCCCCCCCCCCCCCCCCCAAGUAAUUUUGGGCUGGUGAUUUGGUCCUUUCUUCAUUAACUUUACACACAAUGUAAAGGACAACAGGCGUCGUCAAAUUAUGUCAAAAACUGAAAAACGACAACAAUGGAGGUUUUCAUCCGAGAGUAGUGGUAGGUUUACGGAUUGAAUUCAGCAACUGCCCAUUGACUUCUGUUGUAACUGAGUUUCAAGGCUUUCUGCUCAAUUCCAGAGUUCAGAGAAACAUAUGAAUUGUCCAUGGUGUUGGCCAUAUGCUGCAGAUUAGGCUGAAAAGCGCUAGCUUGUUCCUCCAGCCUGCCACUCAAAUCAAUGACACUGUCGUUGCUAAUGACCGAUGCAGUGGCCAUUGUGUUGUUCAAGCUGAGUGUAGCAUGGAUGCUUGAGUGAGCGUGUCGAGUUUCCCUACACUUCUCAGUCUCUCUCUCUCUCCCUCUCUCUCUCUCCCUCUCCCUCUCCCUCUCCCUCUCUCGCUCUCUCCCUCUCUCCCUCUCUCUCUCUCUCUCCCUCUCUCUCUCUCUCUCUCUCUCUCUCUCUCUCUCUCUCUCUCUCUCUGGUGAGGUAUAUGCCAAAAAUGUAACAUCAUGAUACUUGAAGACAUUUCAUGGUAAACAGUACACAUUAUGAAUAUAUUUAGAACCCUUCAGCUUUCAUAAGCUGGAGUACCCGGUUGUGUCACAAUUCACACACUGCAUAGGUCUGCGUUCAAAUGAAUAGAAGCGCUUUAUUGUCUGCAUUCUGGCAUCAUCACAAAACUUGCAAAUUCUUACACUAUUUUGAAACUUUAGAGAGCUGCACCUUUUUGUGAGCCUCUUGUUGGCGCCUAGAAAUGACCUGAUACUACUUUUUUCUUGUCUGAUACUGAUAUCGAAUCCUUUUUGAUGUUUGUUCUUUAAAAACGAUUGAACAUUUAAAAAUGAUCUGUUUUUAAAGCUGCAGUCUUUAAGAUUUAAAUAUUUAAAUUGAAUGAUCAUCAAAUUAAAUUGAUAACACUUUAAAUUGAAUGAUCAUCGCUGAGUCAGGAAAUGUAAACAGGCUCAUAUAUAGCAUGCGUGCGCUGUUGCAAGUCGCCCUGUAAAGCCUUUAAUAAUCAUUUCUAAACGUUUGCUCGGAUUUUGCAGGAGGUUUUUUUGACUUCAAAUGCAGAGGCUUAAAAAGAAGCUCCGGCUAGAUGUUGAGGUCUCAGAUGCAAAAUCAACAUUAAACUGAUGCAGAUAUGAUGACAAAAGUCGAUCAUUCACUUUCCACAGUUCUGUCCAUGUUAGACUUGUUCCCUGUUUCUGUGAUAGUUGACAUGCAAAGUUCGCUUUGGAAUCAUUUUAAGAGAAACCGAA